Daktulosphaira vitifoliae (grape phylloxera) is the source of this 993-nucleotide messenger RNA. Its product is annotated as metalloendopeptidase OMA1, mitochondrial-like. Gene Ontology annotation, cellular component: mitochondrial inner membrane. The record is from RefSeq and is a predicted model, not a curated record. The transcript has 2 exons. Gene Ontology annotation, molecular function: metalloendopeptidase activity. Bases 1 to 993 code for a protein of 330 amino acids. Gene Ontology annotation, biological process: mitochondrial protein processing; protein quality control for misfolded or incompletely synthesized proteins. NCBI's taxonomy places the organism in Eukaryota, Metazoa, Arthropoda, Insecta, Hemiptera, Phylloxeridae.
AUGUGUUUCUUUGAUACAAGUUUUGAAAAAAUUUUGACUACGAACUAUUGCACUGGGUCACUGGGAAAUUCGGUUAGAGUUGCUAUUGUAGGUCAAUUAAUCAAUUUAUGGUGGAAAAAAACAGAUCAGCGAUGGUAUCAAGAAAAAUUUCGACAGAAUGCAAAUUGGGUUUAUGCUUUGACAUUUUUAAUUUCUGGAGGUUUUAUAGUUUAUCUGCUGAAUCAAACCGAAGUCGACGUUUUUACUGGACGUCGGAAAUUUAUGCUGAUUGAUAAAGAUUCAUUAAAAGAGAUUGCAGACUUGCAAACUAAAGCAUUAUUGUAUUUAUAUAAUAAACAAAAAAUUGUAUUAACAAAAGAAGAUCAAAACUACAAAUUAGUACUGGAUGUGAUGUUAAAAUUGUUGAAUGCCAAUGAGAAUCUCUCAAAUGUAGAACAUGAUUGGAGUUUGGUAGUACUAAAAGACUCAUCGGUUAAUGCGUACGUAAUGCCAAAUGGAUUCGUAUUUGUGCACUCAGGUCUUUUGAAUGUAGCAGCCAAUGCUGAUCAGGUAGCAGUGGUAAUUGCUCACGAAUUAGCUCACUGUAUCCAAGAGCACCCAAGAGAAAUGAAUAGUUACAAGUGUUUGGUAAACUUUGUUUUCUUAAUUAUGGCAUUGGUUAUUAAUAUAACUUUACACCUUUCUUCUGCACUAAUGGUAACCAUUGGAUUAUCAAUUUUAUUAGAAGUAUUUAUACUGCUACCUUUGAGUAGAAAAAUUGAGUACGAAGCAGAUCGAGUGGGAAUGAUGUUAGCGGCUAAGGCUUGCGUUGAUGUUCGCGAGGGUGAACGAUUUUGGUUACUUAUAGACUCAUUGUCUCCUAAUAGACCUUUAUGGUGGCUUGAGUCACACCCAAGUCAUCAGUCUCGUGGUGAUCAUCUAAAUAUCCGUUUACCUGAAUUCAUAGAGAUACGGCAGCAAGCUAAAUGCUCUCGUUUAUUAACUAAAAAAUAA